AUGGCAUCGCACGGACACACACCAGUCGAGACCAAUCAGCGGGUGUCUCUCUUGCGGCUUCAGAAGCUGAGCAAAAGGGGUGUCGGUAAUCCUCCACGGCGAACACUGUUUUUGUCGCAGAGCUGGGGCCGUCUGACGUGGGCGCCGUCCCCAUCGCUGGGCAAAUAUCUCCAGCAGUCUCGCCCCGAAGCUGAGUCUUACACACAGGCUACGAAGGCAUCAGCGCUGGUAAUACUACUGACUACGUACUCCGAGACACUUUGUUGGCGCUUGAUCCAGAUUGCGCUGCAGCCCGUGGCCCGGUUCAGCUGCUCAGACCCCCGGAAGCAGGCCAGCAAAGCAAGCGGUUGCAGGAGACCGUCCAAGUCAGCCACGCGCCAUUGUCAGAAAAGCAAAGUUCGUGCUGCUGUCGAAGGGAGACAUCUUGGCAUCUGCGGUACCCGCAUGCUUUGCUUUGUUUGCGGCCGGGCGCGAAUCUCAUCUCGACACCGUCGCGCCGGUCUUUUCGUUCCCGGCCCGCCACUUGAUCAUUGCGUGAUUAGACUCACGCGCACGACGGGACCAUGGCGGCCGCCGCCUUUAGUGCGGACUUGCAAACGCCAGCCAUCGAACCUUGCUCGCACCACACCGGCGGUGAUGCCACCCGGCCGGCGGCUUCAAACCUUGACAUCGGUGGCCAUUGGCGCCCGCAGGUGA
Molecule: messenger RNA, 696 nt
Organism: Purpureocillium lilacinum
Lineage: Eukaryota; Fungi; Ascomycota; Sordariomycetes; Hypocreales; Ophiocordycipitaceae
Source: RefSeq, a predicted model, not a curated record